Molecule: messenger RNA, 3819 nt
Organism: Pocillopora verrucosa
Lineage: Eukaryota; Metazoa; Cnidaria; Anthozoa; Scleractinia; Pocilloporidae
Source: RefSeq, a predicted model, not a curated record
AUGAAUAACGCCGCAGAAAUCCUAAAAUCAGUCCAGAUUGGUUUGGAUGUCGCCAUAUUUCUCCUUAACACUGAUCGUGGCCUACAAGCGACCGAGUUAUGUAAUGAAUGUUUAUUUCUACUUCACAAGCUUGACUCUGGUAUUGACCUUGAUCAUGAUAUCGCUGAUGUAUUAUUCAAUGUGUUCUACGCCACCUCUGGUUACACAAAUGCAGUACGAUACACCACAAAACUUAUUGACAAGUUUUUCCUCGCUGGAGAACUAACCAUACAACUGGUAGACAAAUACAAGGCAAAAUGUUGGUUUGCAGAGGCAAAGCAACUUUGUAAAAGCGUUCUUACCAUCAUGAAAGCGAUUGGCCACCGUAGAGAAGAGGUAGUGGCUUACGCGAGACUUGGAUCUCUUUGUUUUAUCCUCUGCGAGUAUCUAAAGGCGAAAGAAUAUUAUGAGAAAGCAAUUGCCAUCGCGAUAGAAAUCGGCGACAGAAAUGGAGAAGGAACAACAUACGGGAACCUCGGAGUUGUGUUUCAAUCCCUUGGCGAAUAUCAGAAGGCCAAAGAAUAUUACGAGAAAGCACUUGCCAUCGCGAUAGAAAUCGGCGACAGAAAUGGAGAAGGAAGAACAUACGGGAACCUCGGAGCUGUGUUUAAAUCCUUUGGCGAAUAUCAGAAGGCCAAAGAAUAUUACGAGAAAGCACUUGCCAUCGCGAUAGAAAUCGGCAACAGAAAUGGAGAAGGAACAACAUACGGGAACCUCGGAGUUGUGUUUCAAUCCCUUGGCGAAUAUCAGAAGGCCAAAGAAUAUUACGAGAAAGCACUUGCCAUCGCGAUAGAAAUCGGCGACAGAAAUGGAGAAGGAACAACAUACGGGAACCUCGGAGCUGUGUUUCAAUCCCUUGGCGAAUAUCAGAAGGCCAAAGAAUAUUACGAGAAAGCACUUGCCAUCGCGAUAGAAAUCGGCGACAGAAAUGGUGAAGGAACAACAUACGGGAACCUCGGAGCUGUGUUUGAAUCCCUUGGCGAAUAUCAGAAGGCCAAAGAAUAUUACGAGAAAGCAAUUGCCAUCGCGAUAGAAAUCGGCGACAGAAAUGGAGAAGGAACAACAUACGGGAACCUCGGAGGUGUGUUUCAAUCCCUUGGCGAAUAUCAGAAGGCCAAAGAAUAUUACGAGAAAGCACUUGCCAUCGCGAUAGAAAUCGGCGACAGAAAGGGAGAAGGAAGAACAUACGGGAACCUCGGAGUUGUGUUUCAAUCCCUUGGCGAAUAUCAGAAGGCCAAAGAAUAUUACGAGAAAGCACUUGCCAUCGCGAUAGAAAUCGGCGACAGAAAUGGAGAAGGAACAACAUACGGGAACCUCGGAGGUGUGUUUGAAUCCCUUGGCGAAUAUCAGAAGGCCAAAGAAUAUUACGAGAAAGCACUUGCCAUCGCGAUAGAAAUCGGCGACAGAAAUGGAGAAGGAAGAACAUACGGGAACCUCGGAGUUGUGUUUCAAUCCCUUGGCGAAUAUCAGAAGGCCAAAGAAUAUUACGAGAAAGCACUUGCCAUCGCGAUAGAAAUCGGCGACAGAAAUGGAGAAGGAACAACAUACGGGAACCUCGGAGGUGUGUUUAAAUCCCUUGGCGAAUAUCAGAAGGCCAAAGAAUAUUACGAGAAAGCACUUGCCAUCGCGAUAGAAAUCGGCGACAGAAAUGGAGAAGGAACAACAUACGGGAACCUCGGAGCUGUGUUUCAAUCCCUUGGCGAAUAUCAGAAGGCCAAAGAAUAUUACGAGAAAGCAAUUGCCAUCGCGAUAGAAAUCGGCGACAGAAAUGGAGAAGGAAGAACAUACGGGAACCUCGGAGCUGUGUUUCAAUCCCUUGGCGAAUAUCAGAAGGCCAAAGAAUAUUACGAGAAAGCACUUGCCAUCGCGAUAGAAAUCGGCAACAGAAAUGGAGAAGGAACAACAUACGGGAACCUCGGAGCUGUGUUUGAAUCCCUUGGCGAAUAUCAGAAGGCCAAAGAAUAUUACGAGAAAGCAAUUGCCAUCGCGAUAGAAAUCGGCGACAGAAAUGGAGAAGGAACAACAUACGGGAACCUCGGAGUAGUGUUCGCUUUUAUCAAUGACAAUCAGAAAGCAAAAGAACAUUCUCAGAAGGCGCUCACCAUCAGCAAGGAAUGUGGCGAUAAAGCUCUGGAAUUUAGCAGCCUUCUCAGCAUCACACAGUUAAAGGUAUCGCAAUCACAGGUUGUGGAGGCAAAGGAACAUCUCCUUCAAUGUAUUGGAAAAUAUGAACAAUUGAGGAGUUUUCUUAAAGGAAACAAAGAGUUUGAAAUAUCUCUGUUAGAAGAGCACGGUAGUUUUCCUUAUCACUUGCUCACUAGCUUGCUUUGCAAUACUGGCAAAUUUCAAGACGCUCUUUAUGUCGAGGAGCUGGGACGAGCGAGAGUCCUCGUAGAAUGCAUGGCAGAGAAGUUCUCCGUUGAAAGCCACAUCUCGGCUGAUCCAAAAUUAUGGUUUGGGAUUGAAAACAUCGUGAAAAAAGAGAGUAACUGUGUCUUUUUGUACAUUUCGUAUCGUGAGCGGCAAGUUUGUCUCUGGGUUUUGAAAGCAAAUGGAGACAUUUCCUUUCGAGUCACCGACAAAGUGAAAGACAGCACUCUCAUUCCUGAGAAUGUUUGCAACGUGGAGGGAAUUUUCAAAAAGAGCGCCGCCAGCUUUGGCGUUUUAUUCACAGCGAAUUGCGAAGAUCGAUCUUUGGAUGGCAACGUAACGACAUCUCUUUUUGAAGAGAGCCGAGCAACUUUGCGCGGUGACGAAAGCAAAGAAACCGAAAGAAUUCAUCAUUUGUGUUACAAAUGGAUCAUCGCUCCUGUGGUAGAUUUACUUACAGAGCCUGAAAUCAUCAUUGUGCCGGAUCGUUUCUCCUAUCGAGUCCCAUUUGCUGCCUUGCGUGAUGAAUCAGCCGGAAAGUAUCUAUCAGAGACUUACAGAAUCCGUAUCGUCCCUUCUCUGACGACCCUCCAGCUCAUUCAUGAUUGUCCAGCGGAUUAUCACAGUGAAACUGGUGCACUUGUAGUGGGUGAUCCUACGGUUGGCCAGGUGUAUUACGAUGGACGUGUCACUAACUUUGUGUCAUUGUUCUGUGCUAGAAAGGAAGCAGAGAUGGUUGGUCGACUGCUGGGAGUUCAGCCUUUGUUAGGAGAGUCUGCAACUAAGCAGGCAGUGCUUCAAGCGAUACCUUCAGUGAGUCUCAUACAUGUUGCCGCGCAUGGAAAUGCCGAAAGAGGAGAGAUUGCCCUGUCGCCUAAAUGUCCUAAAUGUAUCACCAACAGUUUUCCACAAGAAGAAGACUACCUCUUGACAAUGUCCGACAUUUUCGGAGUUCAAGUGCGAGCAAAACUGGUUGUAUUGAGCUGUUGUCACAGUGCGCGUGGAUUGGUCAAAGCCGAAGGAGUUCUUGGAAUCGCUCGUGCAUUCUUAGCAUCCGGUGCACGUUCAGUGUUGGUAGCAUCGUGGGCCAUAGAAGACGAAGCAACGGAGCAGCUCAUGAAUCAUUUCUACAAACACCUUGUACGUGGAGAAAGUGCCAGUGAAUCUCUUCAUCAGGCCGUAAAAUGGUUGAGAAGCAACGGCUUUCCCAAACCUAAUCAAUGGGCUCCAUUUGUGCUGAUGGGAGACGACGUGACGUUGGAUUUUACAUACAUCGGGAAAGAGGAACACAAGGAGGACAACAAUGAAGCAGGGAAGAAACAGAGUAACAACUGAUCCUGCACAAAGAUUAUCUUUCCUGCACAUUGUUUUUGAAUGGACACUGGUAUUAGUUUGAGCAGAAAUUUUUCA